GCAGGCGUGUGCGGUGGGGGCUAGGCUUUACUGCUCAUGCGCGCUCUGCAGAGGACGUUGUUAUCCUGUAAUCCUCACAAAACAGACGCACGUCUCCAGUCUCGGACUUUUAUAUUGCGACUCCGCCUGCAGGUGAGCUCCGUCCGUCACACCGCGUGCGGAUUCAUCUGUCACAGGAAAAGAUGCCCCUUCUCCAAUGCUUACUCCUACUUUUUACACUUCAUGUUGCUGAAGGUUGGGAUUUACUUGGUGAGAGGGAAAAAGUCCUGACGGUUUGCGUCGGGAAAGAGUUUCGUCUGCCGGUGGACUCCACAUCCAGAAUUGUGACGUUCACUCCGGAUAAUAAUGGACCAAGACAAAUCCUGCUGGAAAAGACCACUGUGAAGGAUCCCCGGUUUGAGUGGACCAGAGAUAAAACAUUAGUCCUGAAAGAAGUGACUCACAGCGAUCAGGGACUUUAUGCAAACAAACUAUCUAUUGGCUUCACCUAUGAAACAGUUCAUCUGAUUGUUUCAGAAUGUGUGAAGCCCUACCGCAAAAACUAUGGGGAGAGUUUUGAGCACAGCCUCCCAGAAAAUGGUUCUGUGCUGGAGUUUUCUCCUUGGGGUGCUCUGCCCGAAGCUGAACCAGUUGUGCUGUGGAACCGGACAAAUCUGGAAACUGGUGAGACGGGCCGGGGGCGGCUGCUAAGAGGGGGGAAAGCCUGGGUGGCGGAGAGGGUCACACAAGCAGACCAAGGCAACUACACUGUGAGGGACGACAAUGGGAAGGUUGUGUCUCGCAGCACCCUGUCCGUGCGCGGGCACUCCUUCAACAUUACACGCUUCACCAAAGAGUCUUUGAGCCUGCCGUUGUUUUUGCCUGUCCACCAUGCCCAUCUCAUUUUCACUCCUGGACACCUUCCUGAUGAAUCCUCCAUGGGUCCCUUCGACCCCAAACCCCCUCGUGGCCCCGUGCAGCUGCUUCGAGACGGCCACAUAAAUGACCACGACCUGCGCUACAGAGGGCUGAUCUCUCUGAACCGAAACGGCUCCGUCAACGAAGUCGUCAUUACAAGACUCACGCCGAGGCACGACGGGCUGUAUGAAGUCAGAGACAAGAGCGGCAACCUUGUGUCUGCCACUUACCUGCACAUAAUCGAGCGAAGGGGCGGGACCUGGCGAGCGCUCUUGAAGUCCAUCACCGUCCCCUCUGGCAUGUUUGUGUCGCUGGCUGGCUUCAUUUUGUUCAUGAAGCGCUACCCAAACUGCAGCCUGUCACAGAUCAUCACUGGCAUCAGGACGAACCAAACCCCACCAGCCAACCCUCCAAGAGUUAACAUCCAGGACUACAGUCACACCCAUCCACACCCUGCAGCUUAUUACAGUUACCCUGAGCAUCCUGAAACACCAAGAAAGUGGAGUCCAAGAGCGAGCCCUGCUCACACUGAUUACACUCCUGUCAUGAUAGGGGAACCAAGUUCUGAAAACCAGCAGGUACAGCAACGGACAGCUGAGGUCUCGCCCAGACAUGAUAGAAGCACUGAGCAGAGCACUAUGAAUGAGAAUGAGGAGAAGAUUUCCUUUCCUGUGGCUGGAGCGACAGACUGCCUCCACUCCUCUGAGGACUGCGCUCAGUACCAGAUCAAGAAGGAUGGAGAUGAAAAACGGUGGAGCUCAGAGUUCUUUUCCACAUUGCCGUUGGACACAGACACCUCUGAAUCCUGCAGCGUUUACACGUCAGAGAAACUGGACUUUUUAUAAAAUAGGUGCUAAAAGGAGAAAAAAUAAGGACAUUAAAGCAUGAACAAAUGACAGUGAAGGACUCUGGGGUCUUUUAGGAUCCUUUCCAUCAUAGAAAAGAAGGACUUUACCCAAUGCAAUUUGUAGUUGAAAAUACUUUGGUUUGUGGUAAAUGCAUUCUUUUGACGCAUGAAUUGAACAUUAACCUUUUUUGUCUCAUUAUGCAGUGGUGGAUUGUAUUCUUUAAAUCUCUUGCUGUUACCUACCUCCAGACCCUCAGGGCCACUGUUAUCUGCACUGUGUUUACUGUUUGUAAGUGUUGUAUGUUUUCUAGAGCCACAUAGAGUAUUGACACUAAACAGACACAUUUCACAAUUUUACAUUAACUUAAACUGUCAUCCACGGUGUUAAUCUAUUUAUAACGGAAACAAUAAUGAUUGAAUUAAUUAUUAACCUAUCUGUAACAGUGUAGUAAUUGUUACAGGUGUUGUUUGUUUUAACUCAAUUAAGCUGUGAAGUUUUUUGUGAAGUGUGCUUCUCCAUUUGGCCUGUUAACCUUUGAACUUCAUGAACAAAAUAUUAAAUAUUUCUAUAACAAAAUUUUAAAAUAAAAAUGUGAUAAACAAU
Messenger RNA from Oryzias melastigma (Indian medaka), 2348 nucleotides. RefSeq lists its product as uncharacterized. The transcript is spliced from 11 exons. Bases 183 to 1742 code for a protein of 519 amino acids. The record is from RefSeq and is a predicted model, not a curated record. NCBI's taxonomy places the organism in Eukaryota, Metazoa, Chordata, Actinopteri, Beloniformes, Adrianichthyidae.